UCUGAAAGCUAUGCUUCACUGUUUUGAUUAAUUUUGAAAUAGGUUUACGUUAUUACACACAACUCAGAGUUUUCUACCAUAUUCGUAAUUCGAUGGCACUCCGUUCAAAUGACCCAUAAGCAAAUUAAAAAAAACGCCACUUCGUUUAUUUUCACCUCUAUAAUGAGCGUAGAUGCAUUAAGCAGAAAUCGAACGGUAAACACAGCCAAACAGCUUCGAUGUUGUAAUUUGUGAGUACAUCAUUGACCAUUUUCAUUGGUAACCGCGGUAGCUAUGUCUUCUCCAGCGGCGGACGCAGCAAAUUCCCCAUCCCACGGACAUAUCGAGGCGGAAUUUGCGCAUGCGUUAGGUAAUCUUCGCGCGUUUCUUGAUGGACAGCUAGCUUUUCAGCCGCAACCCCCGCCGAUUCCGCUCUCGUCAAUGGCAACUACGGCUAUGCUCGCCAGCCAGCCUCUUAUAGGAGGCUCAACGACAUUCCAGCGUGCCCACAUUCAAACGCUACGAAGUCUUGAACAAUGGAGUACGGUACUGAACGACUAUCUCAACUUGCUUGACGGUUGUUGUGCCUCGCAUCCUAUGUUGCGUCAACGUGUGGCUGCCAUAACUCGACGUCUGCUGAGAUUGCAGCUUAGCGGAAAUCUUCCGCAACCGUCAGCGUCGUCCUAUCCAAUUCCAAUGGCAGGACUCACUGCAUUGCACUCCCAUCAGAUCGGGCGAAAUUUACAGUGCAUUACCCCGUUUAACAGCAAACAAAAUGUUCAUUUGGGAGCUGGAUCGUGUCCCAGUGGGCCUUGUGCUUCGAACGGUCCUGGAAUGCGCAGCCCAGAUCAGCACCUUGUGGGUACGCCAUCGUGUUCCGGAAUAUUGUUACCAAAAGUGGUGGAUCAUCGAGUGCAUGGCAAUAUAUGAUAUAAACAGUUUUAAUGAAAAUAAAUUUUAUUAGUAUUA
Varroa destructor (honeybee mite) is the source of this 948-nucleotide messenger RNA. RefSeq lists its product as uncharacterized. The record is from RefSeq and is a predicted model, not a curated record. NCBI's taxonomy places the organism in Eukaryota, Metazoa, Arthropoda, Arachnida, Mesostigmata, Varroidae.